GGAUCAUCAUCUUUGAGGUUUCUACUUCUACUAGGGUUUUUCUUUUUCUUCAUUCUAUUCCUCUCCAUCUAUCUUCCUAUUUUCCCAACUAAAAUGACGAAAUUCAGGAAGCUUAACCGACCCACCGGUCAUCGUAUGUCCAUGCUCAGAACAAUGGUUUCCCAGCUGGUGAAGCACGAGCGCAUUGAAACUACCGUUGCCAAGGCAAAGGAGGUCCGGCGACUUGCUGAUAACAUGGUACAGCUUGGGAAAGAGGGUUCGCUGUCUGCUGCAAGGCGUGCUGCUGCUUUUGUCCGGGGGGAUGAUGCUAUUCACAAGCUAUUUACCGAACUGGCAUAUCGAUACAAAGACAGAGCGGGUGGAUAUACUAGACUGCUUCGAACUCGCAUACGAGUUGGUGAUGCUGCACCGAUGGCUUAUAUCGAGUUUAUUGACAGGGAAAAUGAGCUUAGACAGUCUAAGCCGCCAACUCCACCGCCACCACCGAGACCUACACUUGAUCCAUGGACGAGAUCACGGCUUAGCCGGCAGUUUGCACCCCCGAAAGAGGAGAAAAACUCCGCCGAAUCCGAGAUAUAAACCGGGAGCCCUUGUUCUCGGUGUUUUAAUAAUUUUUUUACAGACACAGUAGAUUCAAGCAACUGGUGAAAAUUUGUCUUGCCAUUGUCUACAUUUGAAGUAGAUACUAGUAAUUUUUUGGGGUAAAUUAC
This is a messenger RNA of Hibiscus syriacus, 710 nucleotides long. RefSeq names its product 50S ribosomal protein L17-like. NCBI's taxonomy places the organism in Eukaryota, Viridiplantae, Streptophyta, Magnoliopsida, Malvales, Malvaceae. Gene Ontology annotation, molecular function: structural constituent of ribosome. Gene Ontology annotation, biological process: translation. The transcript has 6 exons. Gene Ontology annotation, cellular component: ribosome; large ribosomal subunit. The coding region runs from base 94 to 579 and encodes 161 amino acids. The record is from RefSeq and is a predicted model, not a curated record.